This is a messenger RNA of Antechinus flavipes (yellow-footed antechinus), 2362 nucleotides long. RefSeq names its product zinc finger protein 345-like. Bases 26 to 2260 code for a protein of 744 amino acids. Gene Ontology annotation, biological process: regulation of DNA-templated transcription. The record is from RefSeq and is a predicted model, not a curated record. NCBI's taxonomy places the organism in Eukaryota, Metazoa, Chordata, Mammalia, Dasyuromorphia, Dasyuridae. The transcript has 6 exons.
CACGCCGGCGCAGGCGCAUUGCCUCAUGCGGGCCCGUUGGGCUUUUUCUUCUCGGAGUGGCGGCGGCGGCGCCUCCGACCUAGUCCACAGAGGCGACCCUCCCCGCCAUCCCCCAAGAACAGAGGAAGAACUGGAGGAAGCAGAGACAGCAGCCAUGGAGCGCCCCAGCCAGGACUGGAGGGGUAGAGCUCUGCCUUACGAACAGUCCGGCCGCUGGCAGAGGGACCUCCGGGAGGCCGAGGGAGCCACGGCGCCCCCCCAGGCCGCCCUGACCUUUAAGGACGUGUGUGUGGACUUCACCCGGGAGGAGUGGAUGCAGCUGGACCUGCCUCAGAGGGAGCUAUACCGGGAGGUGAUGCUGGAGAACUACCGGAACCUGGUCCUGGUGUCACUGGCAGGGCGGCCAAUUGCCAAACCAGACGUGAUCUCCCGGAUCGAGCAAGGGAGAGUGCCAUGGGUGCUGAAGAAAGCAGCCACAGUCUUCCCAAACAGGGUGACCAGGCCUGACGCCAAGGGGCCGGCAUCCAGGGCCUCCGUGUCUCUGAAGGAGUCCCCUCCGGGGAGAGCCGCCAAGGACGAGUCUCAGGGGCGCAGGCCGGACCCGGCCGGGGACUGUCCCAAGUCAGAGCAGCCGGGGUCCCAGCCCGUCCGAGGGGCCCCCGUGAGGGCCCCCAGCAAAGGGAGAGGCCUCGAGCACAGGAAGCUGGGCAGGAACCUGGAGGCCAACGGGUUCGCUCAGCAGAAAGCGCCCCGGGGGAAGCUGCUGCGGGGGAAGAGCUUCAAGCAGUACUCGGACCUGGUCAAGGGCGGCAAGAUGUCGGCGGGGAAGAAGCUGCCCAGGUACGACGAGUGCGGCAAGGCCUGUGGCCACAGCGUGGACCUGCUCCAGUACAGGAUCCACGGCGGCGAGAAGCCCUACGAGUGCCGCGAGUGCGGCAAGGCCUUCAGCCGCAGGACGAACCUCACGGUGCACCAGCGCAUCCACACGGGGGAGAAGCCGCACAAGUGCGCCGAGUGCGGCAAGGCCUUCAUCCAGAGCGCGCAGCUCACCGUGCACCAGCGCAUCCACACCGGCGAGAAGCCCCACAAGUGCGGCGAGUGCGGCAAGGCCUUCAUCCAGAGGGCCCAGCUCGCCGUGCACCAGCGCAUCCACACGGGGGAGAAGCCGCACAAGUGCGGCGAGUGCGGCAAGGCCUUCAUCUCCAGGACGCACCUCACGGUCCAUCAGAGGAUCCACACCGGGGAGCGGCCCUACAAGUGCAACGACUGCGGGAAGGCCUUCAUCCAGCGCGCGCAGCUCGCCAUCCACCAGGGCACCCACAUCGGCGAGAACCCGCACAUAUGCAGCGAGUGCGGGAAGGCCUUUAACCACGUGUCGGCCCUGACCUCGCACCAGAGGAUCCACACGGGGGAGAAGCCCUUCAAGUGCAGCGAGUGCGACAAGGCCUUCAACCACUACUCCUCCCUGGCCCACCACCAGAAGAUCCACAUCCGGGGGAACCCCUACGAGUGCAACGAGUGCGGCAAGGCCUUCAACCGGCGGUCGUUCCUCACCUACCACCAGCGCAUCCACACGGGCGAGAAGCCGCACAAGUGCGGUGAGUGCGGCAAGGCCUUCAGCUACAAGUCCUCCCUCACCCAGCACCAGAAGAUCCACACGGGCGGGAAGCUCAUCUGCACCGAGUGCGGGAAGGCCUUCAACGGCAAGGCACUGCUCAUGUACCACCAGCGCAUCCACACCGGCGAGAAGCCCUACAAGUGCGGCGAGUGCGGCAAGGCCUUCAACUGCAACUCCUCGCUCACCCACCACCAGAAGACGCACACCGGCUGGCGGCCCUACGAGUGCAACGAGUGCGGCAAGGCCUUCAGCAGGAGCACCCACCUCACCGAGCACCUGCGCAUCCACACCGGCGAGAAGCCGCACAAGUGCAACGACUGCGGCAAGGCCUUCAUCCAGUUCACCCACCUCACGGUGCACCAGCGCAUCCACACCGGCGAGAAGCCGCACAAGUGCGGCGACUGCGGCAAGGCCUUCAAGUACCGCUCGUCCUUCACCUCCCACAGGCGCAUCCACACGGGGGAGAAGCCGCACAAGUGCACCGUGUGCGGCAAGGCCUUCACCCAGAUCACCCACCUCACGGUGCACCAGCGGACGCACACCGGCGAGAAGCCCUACGCGUGCAACGUGUGCGGGAAGGCCUUCAAGCACAGCUCCUCCCUCACCUCCCACUACAGGACUCACGUCAACGAGAAGCGGUAGGGCCGCGAGCGGGCGCCUCCCGUCUGCCUCCCAGACGGCUUCCGGCCGCGGCGCGGGGCGCAGAAAAGCCUUAGGAAAACAGCCUGUGAAUGUCCGUGGGCA